AUGGAAGAGCUACUCUUCAUGAUCAAACAAACCGCAUUGGCAAUAAACGAUAUCGACCACAUACACAAAGCAUUCGUCCGGCCAAUUGCACAACCAGAAUUUCCACCUCUACCUAGCACAGCUGCGAUUCGAUUUGCAGUUGUUUGGCAUGUCGAACGGAUCUUUGAAGCAGUUGCAGUUGCUCCUAUUCCUGUUCCUGCAUGGCAAAGACGUCGUCGUCGUGAAGAUCUGGAUCGGGUGAUAAUAAGAGUAACAACAUUUGCAAGCUUCACAAGCAAUAAAUUCGAUCCGGAAACGCUUUUGAUUAUCAAGUCGUGUUUGCUGAGUUCUCCUUUCGUAUGGUAUAUUGCUAAGAUAUGUGGUUCGGAUCUGGGGUUUUUGGGACAGAUUGUGGAUGGUAGUUGGAAGGGGUUUUUGGUGGUGAUUGUGCCGUUGGUUGGUUGGCAUUUUUGGUAUUAUGGGGAGAAGUCGAGGGUUUGGGGGUUUACUGCGGUUGGUUAUGAUGGGGAGUUCUGGCCGACUGGGCCUUAG
Messenger RNA from Orbilia oligospora ATCC 24927, 531 nucleotides. RefSeq lists its product as uncharacterized. Bases 1 to 531 code for a protein of 176 amino acids. The transcript has 2 exons. Lineage: Eukaryota; Fungi; Ascomycota; Orbiliomycetes; Orbiliales; Orbiliaceae. The record is from RefSeq and is a predicted model, not a curated record.